ACAAAGUCGCACUUAUCGCUCACUACAUACAAAAUUCAAUCUGUAAUGACGACUCUAUUACAUAGAAAAUGACACACGUCAAAGACAAAUCUUGCACUCCUCGAUCUCUUUUUGUGAACGGACGAGUCACAACAUGCACCGCCAUAGGUACAGUUGUACCUAUGCUUCGGCAGAGGGGAAAUAGUAUGAAUGCCGUCUCCCUUCCCGGUGUUGCUCGUUUUUAGUAUGAGUUAAGAUUAUACACAUACUAUUUUCUGUGGAAAUCAUAAAAUAAAUUCAACAAUUUGAGUGAUAUGGCUUAAAAAAUAUAUACAAAUCCUCAACUAUUGUAAUCUGCCCAUAGAAUACACACCGGUUUUUCUGAAGUUUUCCUACCCAUCAUUGGACGGUGAAGUGGAACUGUUGAACUUAAAACUGUUUUAUAAGGUUGUUAGUUUAUUAAGUACAUAUUAUAAUUUUGGCUGAUAUCACGAACAGCCUGGGUGUCGUUUAACUUAAGAUACGAGUAUUUUAUGUCAUUGGUAGUAUAACGCGUGCGCCAAUUUUGCAGACGAUAAUUUUUAAUUUAACCCUGAUGCUCGUUAUUAGUAAUUAUCCGAGCAGAAGUAUGAUUAAUCGAUAAGCUAAUCUUCAUUUUAGUUGAAAUAAUGAUGGCAGUAGCACUCUUUUUACUAUUUGGUAUCAUUAAAACAGUGAUUGGAGAUGAGGAGGGUUUUAUUGUGGGAGGUGAUGUAGUUGAGACAAUAAAAGAAUUCCCUCAUGUCGCUUUCUUGACGUUAACGGGAUCAGAUGGGAGUUACAUUUGUGGGUCAUCCAUAUUGAACCAAGUGCUAUUGGUGACUGCCGCGCACUGUUUGGAUGGCAUCCAUAAAAUUACUGCGUCUGUGGGGAGUCUGAACAGGGACGAGGGAGUCCUGUACAAAGUCAAAAGCUUCGAGCAGCACAAGCAAUGGGAUCCAGUCCACGUCAAUCAUGACAUAGGUCUAUGUAGACUAAAAAAGCCAUUGAUAUUGGGAAAUAAGGUGAAAAGAGUGGUGCUAAUGCAAAAUCCGCCAAAAACUCACAUGGCUGACUUGGCUGGGUGGGGCGCUAUCGAAGAACAGGACUACGAUAACUCAAUCAUGCUCAAACAUACGAGACAGAAACUGUGGACUCAUCAGCAGUGCCAAAGGGUCCUCCACAAUGCGCCCACCGGAACUAUUUGCGGUGGUCAAAGUCACUCCCAUGGAAAUUUCGCUUCUAAAGGAGACUCCGGCAGCGGCCUCCUAGUUCACAAGGACAUAAUAGUAGGCCUUGUUUCCUACAAGGACACCAGCGUCUCCCGCAGCCUGGUGGUCUUCACGAGCGUCCCAUAUUACUACGAUUGGGUUAAGCGCGUGUCAAAACAAUUAAAUUGCUCUUAAUAAAUAAAAAGCACCUAAUCGAGUCUUUGCCUACAAGCCCUAGCCUAAUGUGCACUCAAAUAAAUAAAUGAAAAAACAUUUUCUGCUCUCCAGCUGGAAAGCGUCGACUUUCGACCCGUUACGCUAGAAAUGGUUGCCGCUUUCCGGCUCCGUCGAGAAGGAAAAUAGUAUACAAAUCUCGGGCAGUAAAUAAGAAAGCCUCAUAUCAGUCGGCUUUGGCUCGACCGACUAUUUUAUUAUAUUUGAUCUGAGAUUUUUUUUACUUUUCUGCCCUAUAUGUAUAUAACGGUUACCCUCAUCUGGAAUAAUAUUAUUUGUCAGA
This is a messenger RNA of Cydia pomonella (codling moth), 1725 nucleotides long. Its product is annotated as cathepsin G-like. Gene Ontology annotation, molecular function: serine-type endopeptidase activity. Lineage: Eukaryota; Metazoa; Arthropoda; Insecta; Lepidoptera; Tortricidae. The coding region runs from base 648 to 1403 and encodes 251 amino acids. The record is from RefSeq and is a predicted model, not a curated record. The transcript has 4 exons. Gene Ontology annotation, biological process: proteolysis.